Culex quinquefasciatus (southern house mosquito) is the source of this 495-nucleotide messenger RNA. RefSeq names its product fibroblast growth factor receptor homolog 1-like. The transcript has a single exon. Gene Ontology annotation, molecular function: transmembrane receptor protein tyrosine kinase activity; ATP binding. Gene Ontology annotation, biological process: positive regulation of kinase activity; multicellular organism development; cell surface receptor protein tyrosine kinase signaling pathway. Gene Ontology annotation, cellular component: signaling receptor complex. The coding region runs from base 31 to 495 and encodes 154 amino acids. Lineage: Eukaryota; Metazoa; Arthropoda; Insecta; Diptera; Culicidae. The record is from RefSeq and is a predicted model, not a curated record.
AUCACAUUUGCAAUCCAAAUUGCCUCUGGCAUGCAGUACCUUUCAUCGAUCAAGUGCAUCCAUCGAGACUUGGCUGCGCGGAACAUCCUGGUUGCCGAAGGUUACGUCAUGAAGGUUGCCGACUUUGGGCUUGCUCGGGAUGUUCAGGAUCAUGAGUACUACCGGAAGAUGACACCCGGGAAGGUCCCGAUCCGUUGGAUGGCACCGGAAUCGUUGGAGCACCUUUUCUUCGAUUCGCGGACGGAUGUCUGGUCGUUUGGUGUGCUACUGUGGGAGAUCAUGACGCUCGGUCGUCAGCCGUACCUGAACGUCACCAGUUGGGAGUAUCUGUUGGAGUACUUGAAGCAAGGGAAUCGCCUGGAGAAGCCAGCCGAGUGUCCUGAUGGUGUUUAUGCUGUUAUGAGGGGGUGCUGGCAGCUGACACCGCAGCAACGCCCAUCGUUUGGAGAAGUUGUGGAUCACAUGAAGCUGUGCUUGGAUGCGAUGGAUACGUGA